Molecule: messenger RNA, 6474 nt
Organism: Paralichthys olivaceus (Japanese flounder)
Lineage: Eukaryota; Metazoa; Chordata; Actinopteri; Pleuronectiformes; Paralichthyidae
Biological process (GO): regulation of glycogen biosynthetic process
Cellular component (GO): protein phosphatase type 1 complex
Molecular function (GO): protein phosphatase 1 binding; glycogen binding
Source: RefSeq, a predicted model, not a curated record
UUUACUUUGUAACUAGCAAACAAAUUGUGAGCGGAUCACUGAGAGGAUGACUGGCCCGCCAUGCUCUAGUUAUAUGUGUCCUAUUAAUAGGUCUGGCUCAGGCUCACAAUGUUCAGCUGUAACCUAACUCCAUCUGUCAAGUCACGUCCCCUCUGCGCUCUCCCCUCCACAGUAUCACUGCAGCAAGGCUCGGGGCACUUUGGUCUGUGCCACCCUCCCAGCCACACAGACGGCAGGACAGGCCGACAGCUGCCUCUCAGACCAUCGAGCAUUAUGGAGGCUCUGUACGUCCGACCCUUGAAAGAGGAUGGUUUCGUGACGGAGGAAGAGGAGCUGGAGAGGAGUGGGGGACAGGAAGAGGGAGGAAGGGAGGCCUCAUCUCCCAGGGGCUCCACCACGGACGAGGACACAGAUGAGGACUCAGAACCAGAGCCCCCGUCUGUUGUCUGCAGGAAGGUGUCAUUCGCUGAUGCAUUCGGCCUCAACCUGGUGUCAGUGAAGGAGUUUGACAAUGUUGAGGUGACGGUGUCAGAGGUCAGCCGGGCUCCUGAGAGGGAGGCUGCGUUUCCUCUGGAGGAGUUCUACAUGUCCUGUCUGUUUACAGUCCCAUCAUCCCCGGAGGAGCUGGCCCAGAAGCUACAGGCGCAGAUGGUAGAGCUGGAGAGCAUCGAGCUUCUCCCAGGAACCACCAUGCUCCGCGGCAUCAUCAGAGUGGUCAACCUCGGCUACAGCAAGUCUGUUUAUGCCAGGAUCAGCCUGGAUUGCUGGAGCAGCUACUUUGACCUGCUUGCGGAGUACGUGCCCGGAUCCAGUGACAGGGAAACAGACGGAUUUGCUUUCAAGUAUACUCUGAUUCCUCCCUUCGACAGAGAGGGCACCAGGGUGGAUUUCUGCCUGCGCUACGAAACAACAGCGGGCACCUUCUGGGCCAACAACAAGGACCUGAACUAUGUGCUGUUCUGCCAUCAGAGAGGACAAGCGAAGGAGCUCGGGCCUCAGGUCCUUGAGGAGAGCUGGGGCUACAAGAGCAAGAGGAGCUGCCUCAAAGCGAACAGGAGGGGGGGUGCAGAGGAAAAGACCAAGGAGUUCAAUAUCACAGCGACACUUUCUGGAGGAGCACAAGCCUCUCAUAAAGCACAGGAGGUCGACAGACAGACGGCGAACAUCACAGAGUCAAACUCGUUAUUACACCACGAAGGACACAAACCUUUGGUGGACGGCAUAAACAUUUGGCACAGAGGAGCAUGUUUGGCGCGUGUGCAGGACCACCCUUCCCAGAGGAGACAAGCACCACGGGUUUAUUCAUGUGACUCAGCUGGUGGCCAGAUUUCUCUGCCUGUGCCAACUCCAUGGUGUGACUCUGUGAGCAAUCGCUACAACCGCCAGAAAAAGCCAAACGACAGUCCGCGGAUCCUCACCUACCAUCAGAUUCCUCUGCUCACACUGGACUGGAAAAGCGAUACGCCGCAGCAGUGGGGGGCUGCUGACAUGGAUGACAUCUGGGCAGGGAACGCCAAGCUGACCAGGCCGAAAGCGUCCGUGGAAAAUAUAGAGGAUACGCCUUCUGUUAAUGAUCUCUGGGAGAGCUUUCUUAACAGCCCAGACGAUAAGGACCACAAAGACACCUCGGUGUGUGACGUGUGGCAGGAAUUUCUAAGUCAGCCGAGUCGUAAGGACCAUUCUGGUGUCCCGGAGGCAGAAUGGCUGCAAACAGCGGCGUUGGUGUCUCCCUCAAAUCACAGAGAGCCCCAAUAUUCGGCAAGCAGUCAAGCAUUUCAAGAAGUUCAGGUGGGCAUGGAUCCACCCACCACCUUCGCCUCGGCGGCGACAUCAUCUAGCUUCGACCACCAGCCACAUGCGGAGGCGUGUGUCUGUGACAACACGGCGACCCAAGAUGCAUCCCAAAGGGCGCAGACGAACUCUGUAACACACACUCCAGAGGAAUUUAGUCUCGAGGGGGUGAAGCCUGUAUCCGGGGGAUCUGUUGACAGUUCAACUGAGUGUCACAUGCUUACAAUCUGGCAGCGAGUGGGAAAAAGAGGAGAAGCAGAAGGAGCAGGCACAGAUGAGCAUGUCACACUGCACGCGGCCGAUUUAGUAAUAAGCUCAGGGGAGUCGAAGACAGCAGACAUGAUAGAAACGCCAGAGUCUCAGAAUGCCAGCGCUGUUGAUAGGAUCUCACAGCGAGCGAGGCUGGACGAGGGUCUUUCUUCUUGUGGGGAAGGGGAGGAUACAGGUACCGCACACAAUGCGACAAGUGACACGCUGGCAUUUAGGGAGACAAUCAGACAGGGGACAGAGGACGGGGAGAGGUUUGUCUUCUCCACGUCCAGAGAAAGAGCAGGAGAGGGAAGGAUCAUGACAAACCGCACGGAAAAUCAAGCAUCUACAGAGGAGAAGAUAUUUAGGCAGCGUGAAACAGAGGCGUGUGAAAUCUCCCAGAGGUACACAGAUGAAAAACGCAGCGAGGAAUUCGUGCUGAACCCAAAGAGUGAAAAUCCAUUAAUGGAGAACGAGAGAGAUGAAAAUGAAAUAAGACCUGCGCAGAUGCACGCACACAAAUUCAAUCCAAACCAAACAUGGGAGGAAAAUAUCAGGCCGAGCCCAAUAAUAGAAGGUGAAUUCAAAUUGGAAAAAGAUGUGGAAUCGAGUGAGAAAGACCAGGAGGGAUUCAGACACAUGCAGGUGGAACAUACAUAUUAUAGAAAAGAUACAAAGAGACUGAUAAGUGAGGAAUUAGAGGGAGCGUGGCGACAUUACAACAAAAAUGUACAACUAAAAUCAUCGGCCUGGCAGAGGGAAGAUGCGUCGGUACUUUCAGAAGUGCAUGAUAAACAGUUGAGUCCAACCCGAGCAGCAGAGGAACUGUAUGAUGGGAAAGAGGAGGAAAAAAAUCAACGUAUAAAUGAAAUGACAGAAGGAAAAGACAGGUUGAGUUGUAGUGGAAUAAACGUGGAGCGACAGGAAAUAAACCCACCAGCGCAGAGCACACACAAUGUGGAGAUAAAGGUCCUUCAAAGUAACACUUUUCCAGCAGAUAGACACAUCCUGAACCCAACAGAGGUGGAGGAAUUGAGAUUGGAAUCAUCACAGGAUGUUAUGAGGGGUCGGAGAGAGGGCGCAGGCCGGGAAAUGAGCCCCGAGGAAAUUACGGUGAAGGAGAACAUCGAUGCUCAAACAGAGCCUCGACGCCAACCUGCCACAAUAGAAGGAGUAGAGGAGAAUAUGAGGCUGAGAGACGAAGAUGAGAGAAGGCUGAAAACAGAAGCGAUAAGGGGGUCGAUGGGUAACGUGGAGGACCCUUGGGUCAAGAGGAAGAACACAUCAGGUGAAUUGAAAGAGCGAGAGAAAGUUGAGAACCCUCAACAUGUUGAAUGUAGGAAAUUGUCAGAGGGAACAAAAGACCUGGCUGUGGCAGAAAAGACUGUGGCACUUGAGUCGAGGGUGGAGGAGGCGUUCAUUGAAAGAUUUGGUGAGGAUUUCGUCAGGAGGAUUUGGGAGGAGGUGUUCGGUCGGAGAGCGUGGGACGUGAAUAUGAAGGCCAGCCCGGCAGAUAUUACAUGUGACCGCCAGCCUCUUUUUGAGAAAGGUUUAUUUUCCUUGACCGAUCCAAAUCCAAGAAUCCAUCAAGGCCAAGAGGAAGCGAUAGAGACAAGUAGCAAAGAACACUCCCCAGAAGGAAGUCGUCAGUCGCUCGACACAAUAAAUCAAAAUCACACGACAGAUCUGGAUUCAAGUGCUCAUCCCGCUCGAGAGCUCAACGCCUCAUUGACUGAAUCAGCCCGAACCAUUAGCUCUGCAAAGGAGCAGGAAAACGUUUCUCAAAUAAGAAAAAGAUCCAUCCCCCGUCAGGAGACAGGUGGACAAACGGAAGACUUCAAUCGAUCGGCCCAACAAUUUCACAAACACCCCACUUUCCCCUCCGAGAAAUUAAAAGAGUCUGACGAUCUUGUACGCUGGAGUCUGCACGUGCUGCAUCACCUCAGCAGACUUCUGCUGUGCACCCUUUUAGUCGCCGGCUUCUUCACCAUCCUCUUCCUCUACGAUUUCCCGGCAUUCAUUGCGCUCUACGUGUUUUCGGGGUGCUGGUGGUUUUAUAAGUGGAGGAGACACCACGUCGCGAUGGAUAAGGGGGUGGGGGGAGAGUUUGCAAAGAAAAGAGAAGGUGUUGAAGAGUGCGGUGCGUAGCAUUGAAACUAACAUGGAUUCUUCAUAUUGAAAAGCAUUGUCCACUUGUCACACCCUUUGUUUAUCUCUCAUAACCAGUUCAAACAGGGAGAGGUUGGUUUUUCGUUUUCAUGCUUUUUUUCUUUUCUCCUCCUUUGUUCCGUUUAAUUUUAGUAAUGAAGUAAGACAAAUACACAACAUCACAUGUACACACGUACAAUUCUACAGUGGGGCGAACGUUACUUUGAGCUGAGACUACUGGGCAUGAGGGUAAAAGAUGUUACACAGUGUGAGUUACUUUAAAGAAACCUCAGCAGUUUUCAGACAUGACCUGCAGGAAAAGUCUGGAGAACUGGCUACAGAGUUUACCCAGAAUUUUCCUUUCACUCAUGCACAACACAGGAGGUUCUCUGCACAGUUCACAACAGCAUCAGGCGAGAUGAGGCAAGAGGUGCAGCAGACAGAGGCAGGAAGUGACGUAUUAAAGUCACAUAACAAUCACAUGAUUUUCUUUACAACACACAGACACCAGAUGUCCGCUCUUCUCACUACAAACUAUCUUGAUAUCUUAGUCUGUGUCUUUAAAGUGUGUUUCACCGCUUUUUCACCGGGAGGCGAUUGUUGUUUUGUUUUUUUCAGUUCUUUGUUAGAAGUGUCAUCAUUUUCUCCUGAACUCUCCUGACUUUCUACUAGGAGGCCAGGCACAGAAAUACCGCAGAUAAUCCGGAGCCUCUCCCUCGGACUUUCAGCAUUCACACGUGCACCUACAUGUGAACGCUAAAAGUCCUCUGGAGAAAAUACAGAGUAUCUGCAGAGUUCGGUGCAUGUCAGAAUCUGCAACACUGGGGAGAUGGGAGGUGUUUCUUUGUUUUUUUGUUUCUCCCACCCUUGCAGACACAUGAUGGACACUGGCUGACCUGCCACUAAAAAGUAAAGAAAAAAACAAAUGGGUGAGUGUGUGCUCUUUUCUUAUGCUCUCCUGCUCUUUACACACACACACAUGUAUAUGCACACAAGCACAAAUACACAAUACACACACACAACACCAGUCAGUGCAGAUCAAAAUACCAACAUUAUGAACGUAAUAUAUAAGUAAUACUAUGAUUAAAUAUAAUGAUAAAAAUACAAAGUAGAUUUGAGUUUAUUAAAGAUAGGAAGAUGGAAAUGAUAUUGAUAUGUAAUAAUAUUAAUAACAGUCAUUAGACAAGCCUGGUUGGCGGCAGUGGGAAAAGCAAAGAGGGGAAACAAGAAAUGAAAGAAGAAAACCACAUUUUGUAGGUGUGUGAGUGUUAUUCAGGUAUCUGAAAUUAUAAACGGUUAUAUAUCUGAGAUGAUGGGUUUGUUAUUUUCAUGAUUUUAUCACUUAAUUUAAAUGGUUACGGUUGAUUUUGGAUUAAAUUAUGGAUUUUAAAUCAUAAUAGUGGAGGAAACUGGUCCCUCUCUCUCAACGCUGUCCUCCUGGAUCUGUCGGAGAGGAGUGAUGCCCUUCAGUCGCCAUGACGGUCAGCAGACUGUCGUGUAUCUACAUGGUACGAGUGGAGAUUCAGGGAUUGUAUUGGUUUUCCAGCCGGCUGUCAGAGUUGCUGAGAUUGUGUAUGACGUAGCCCUGGGUUAUUUUAGCUCUGCUUUUGCAAACCAUUUGAAUUCAUGCUAUAAUUGAUUUGCCAAAAAAAGUAGUGGAGAAAGUUUUGAGUUUCUUGGCCACAUUGAGAUUUUCCAUUUUCUGAGAUUCUGGAUUUUGUUGUUUACCAGUAUAAUGGGUUGGUGCUUUAAACCAAAUGUUGGUGGGAGGCAAUAAAAACAUCUGUUAUUUAAUCUUUUAGUUAACAGCUGUAAUUGAGGGUGAAGAGCUCUGAACGCUUUAGAAAAUAAAUAAAUGUCUGAUAUUUUAUUUUUCCUACGUGAAGUAUUUGCCAACGUCAGAACUGGACUUGACUUGUUCCAGUUUGUUGAGUUGUCCGAGAAGUCUUAUUAUUCUUGGUCCUUUCAACCCCCUUUAGAGCAUAAUAUGACAAAUAAACUUAAUUUAUUCAGCAGAAAUAUAUUUGUGUCACUUAAUUCAUCACCUGUCAUGUCCUCUGGCCCUUAAACAUUUGUCUGUGACCUCUUGUUCCAAAGAGUGGUUUGGUUUUUUCACCAAACAAAUUACAAAGUUAUCUUGAAUCAUUUAAACAUUAAAAUUGAAAUGCAACUUGAAGACUUUUCUUGUUUUAGUUUAUAUGAACUUGUUGUCUUAGUUAAUGCAGAGUUACAGUAUGUGUAUGAUGUGUGUACAUUUGAUGCUUUUAUGGGCCCAAUGUAACUUGA